AUUACUUGCCUUCAAAACCACUACUAAUAUUAAGCACAAAAAUAAAUAAAAUAAUUUCAAUUUUUUUUUUGCUUUGAAAAAUAUAUGGAUCAGCUGGAAGAGAAAACCAUGGAAGAGUCAAUAAUAAUAAGCAGAUUCAAAAGGGUUUGUGUUUUCUGUGGAAGUAGUUCUGGCAAGAGAGAUUGCUACCGUGAUGCUGCCCUUGAGCUUGGCCAGGAGCUGGUUUCAAGGAAGAUAGGCCUCGUUUAUGGAGGAGGAAGUAUUGGACUUAUGGGCAUGGUAUCUCAAGAAGUCCAUCGCGGUGGUGGACACGUACUUGGAAUCAUCCCCAAGGCUCUGAUGCACAAAGAGAUAACAGGGGAAACGAUCGGAGAGGUGAGAACAGUUGCAGACAUGCACCAAAGGAAGGCCGAGAUGGCCCGCCAUUCUGACUGUUUCAUUGCUCUCCCAGGUGGCUAUGGAACUUUGGAAGAGUUAUUAGAAGUCAUCACGUGGGCCCAGCUUGGAAUCCACGACAAGCCUGUGGGCUUGCUUAAUGUGGAGGGCUACUACGAUUACCUACUAACUUUCAUAGACCAAGCUGUAGAAGACGGCUUCAUAUUUCCUUCACAACGGAACAUAGUCGUCUCUGCUCCUAACGCUCGAGAACUUGUUCAAAAGCUAGAGGAGUACGUUCCAUCGCACGAUGGAGUGGUGGCAAAGGUGAAGUGGGAGGCCGAACAAGUGGAGCUGAAUGCAUCUUUGCAGACGAGUAUUGCUCGUUGAACAGAAACAAAAAACCACAAGAAAACAAACUAAAGUUACUGAUGAUGAUUAGAUAUGAUGAUGAUGAUGAUGAUGAAGCAACAACUGUAAAAUAUCUUCUUUUUAAUUAUUUUCGUAAUUUUAAUCUUCAUUUUCUGUACAAAAGUAUUUAUUUAAUGACGGCUCUUAUAUAUUUAUAUAUAUAUAUAUAGUAAUAUAGUACUAGCUAGCUAGUCUUUCUUGA
This is a messenger RNA of Humulus lupulus (European hop), 988 nucleotides long. RefSeq names its product cytokinin riboside 5'-monophosphate phosphoribohydrolase LOG1-like. The transcript has 7 exons. The coding region runs from base 85 to 765 and encodes 226 amino acids. The record is from RefSeq and is a predicted model, not a curated record. Gene Ontology annotation, molecular function: hydrolase activity, hydrolyzing N-glycosyl compounds. Gene Ontology annotation, biological process: cytokinin biosynthetic process. Gene Ontology annotation, cellular component: cytosol; nucleus. NCBI's taxonomy places the organism in Eukaryota, Viridiplantae, Streptophyta, Magnoliopsida, Rosales, Cannabaceae.